GCUUGCACUGAACGGACGAACGGACGCACGGAUCGCUGAUCGAGUCUUUUCGUUUGUUUAUUUGUUUGUGUCUAACGCUGAAUUCUCUCGUAGUGUUUGUUGAAAAAGUUGCCAUAUUCUCGGUGGCCACUUGCGAUCAUUAUAAUCAAUCUAUGCUGAGUGGUUUUGUUUGAUUAGAACACCAGAGAAUAGUGUCAUCGUUCGACCGGUUGAACGAGUCACUUGGUCGCGAGUGCUGAUAACAAUCUCAGUGUCGAUCAGAAAUCCGGGCUUGUGACGGUGAUCCUGUUCACUUCAGUGCUGGAUGGUGAUAAUGAUCAGAAGAGCAGGUUUUGUGAGGUCUUUGCUCCUGCUGGUAGCCGUUUGUGUUUGCAGUGUCUCGACAGGAACAAGCGUACCAAGAUGGCGAAAUGGGAACGGGAUCUACAAGCGAGGUCAACGCAACGACUACCGGACUUAUCCAGUCGAUAGUGGUACGACUUGUGGUUAUGAGUCCUGUCCCGAGAUCAAGAAGAACAUGCUGAAUAUCCACUUGGUCCCGCACACCCACGAUGAUGUCGGUUGGCUCAAAACGGUCGAUCAGUACUAUUACGGGAGUAGAACACUUAUCCAGAAGGCAGGUGUUCAGUACAUACUUGAUUCGGUGAUCGAUUCACUGCUCAAGGACCCUUCGCGAAGAUUCGUCUACGUCGAGUCGGCUUUCUUUUUCAAAUGGUGGAAAGAACAAACAGCCGAAUUGCAGGAACAGGUACGAGAUUUGGUUAAUCAAGGCCGGUUGGAAUUCAUCGGCGGUGCGUGGAGUAUGAAUGAUGAAGCAGCAACGCACUAUCAAAGCAUCAUCGAUCAAUUUACCUGGGGACUGCGACUACUGAAUGAUACCUUUGGAGAGUGUGGCCGACCAAGGAUCGGUUGGCAAAUCGAUCCGUUCGGACACUCACGGGAACAGGCGUCCAUUUUCGCUCAGAUGGGAUUCGAUGGACUGUUCUUUGGACGAUUGGAUUACGAGGAUAAAAGAGAACGGCUGACGAAAAAGAAUGCUGAAAUGAUUUGGAAAGCCAGUGCAAAUAUGGCGGACAGUGAUCUGUUUACGGGAGUUUUGUACAAUACGUAUCAACCACCGCCAGGGUUCUGUUUUGACAUCCUGUGUUCGGACGAACCGAUCAUGGAUGGGCCGUACAGUGCGGAAAACAAUGUAAACUCGAAGGUUGAUCAAUUCAUUGCCAUUGUACAGAACAUGAGUUUGGCUUACCGCACAAAUAACAUAGUUUUAACCAUGGGUGAGGACUUUCACUAUCAGUACGCUGAAAUGUGGUUCAAAAAUCAAGAUAAGCUUAUUAAACACACCAACGCACGUCAAGCCAAUGGAUCCAACGUCAACGUUUUCUACUCAACUCCAUCCUGUUAUCUGAAAGCCCUGCACGAUGCGGACAUUACGUGGCCUACGAAGAGCGAUGAUUUCUUUCCGUACGCUUCGGAUCCGCACGCCUUCUGGACCGGUUAUUUUACGUCCCGGCCAACGAUCAAACGUUUCGAACGUGUCGGAAAUCAUUUCCUGCAGGUUUGCAAACAACUGACGGCUCUGGCACCGAAAAAGGAAAGUCAUUUCACGGUCCAUCUGAACGUCCUGCGGGAAACCAUGGGUGUGAUGCAGCACCAUGAUGCCGUGACCGGAACCGAGAAGCAACACGUGGCCGACGAUUAUUCCCGGAUGUUGCACCGGGCAAUCGAAGCCUGCGGAGCAAAUACGAAAGUCGCUCUGAAUCAAAUGGUCGACCCGGUGCAGAAGAAAAGCCUAUCCAAAUAUAGCGGUCAUGAUUUUCAGCGAAACUUCACCUUCGAAUUCGACACCUGCCAUUGGUUGAACAUCAGCAAAUGUGAAAUCACUGAAUCUAGCGAUAGCUUUAUGGUCACCCUGUACAAUCCGCUGGCCCACUCCGGCUAUCAGUAUGUUCGUUUGCCGGUUUCCGGCAACAAGUACAUCGUCAAAGACUACCGUGGUGUUGAAACACCUUCCCAAAUGGUUCCCAUUCCGGCCACGGUUCAAAAUCUGAACUACCGCUUCAGCAACGCAACCAGCGAAGUGGUGUUCCUGGCGAACGAACUUCCUCCACUCGGUUACAAAUCUUACUUCGUGUCACGGGUGAUCGAAUCCGUGGACGAUUUCACCAACGAUCACCAUUCAGCAUCAGCACCGGCCGUAAAGCUACAAGCUGACGAAGCUGCCAAACAGUGGCACUCGCAGGAAGUGGUCAUCGGAAACAAGUACCUAAAUGUUAGCUUCGACAGCAACGGUUUCCUGAGCACAAUCAGUGUCAACGGAAUCAGUAGUCGGUUACGUCAAACAUUCGUUUACUACGAAGCGGCAAUCGGAAACAAUAUCGAAUGGCGAAAUCGCUCGUCUGGUGCCUACAUCUUCCGUCCCAACGGGACCGAGCGGCACGUCAGUGAUUCCGUUCUGUUGCAAGUGUUCAAGGGGAACGUGGUUCAGGAAGUUCAUCAGGUGUUCAACGAAUGGAUCAGUCAGGUGGUUCGUAUCUACUCCGACGAGAACCACGUUGAGUUCGAGUGGUUGGUCGGCCCCGUUCCGAUUGAUGAUAAUGUUGGCAAGGAAGUGGUUUCACGAUUUUACACAGCCGCCCAAUCGAACGGUGUGUUCUGGACGGAUUCGAACGGCCGGGAGAUGAUUCGGCGAGUGCGAAAUCAUCGCGACACCUGGAAUUUACAGCUGGAUGAACCGAUUUCUGGAAACUACUAUCCCGUAACAACGAAAAUCGCCCUGGAAGAUGAUAACAUUCGGUUGGCUGUUUUGAACGAUCGUGCCCAGGGUGGUAGCAGCUUGGAAGAUGGAUCACUCGAGUUGAUGGUUCAUCGAAGGCUUCUUCACGAUGAUGCUUUCGGUGUGGACGAAGCACUCGAUGAGCAGGCCUACGGAAAGGGACUGGUGGCUCGUGGCAAACACUAUGUUAUGUUUGGAUCGAAAAAGACUUCCAGUCCGACCCUGCCGGCCAGGGAACGGUUCCUGCAGAAUCAAAUUUUGCUACCGAACUGGGUGUUCCUCAGUGAUGUCACCAACUACUCGUACGAAGAAUGGCAGAAACGAUUCAACAACAUUUACUCAGCACUUUCGCUGUCCCUCCCGUUGAACGUCAACCUGAUGACGUUCGAGCCGUGGAAGGAAAACAGUCUGCUGGUACGAUUCGAGCAUCUGCUCGAGAAGGACGAAGAUCCCAUGUACUCCAAACCGGUCCGGUUCAAUCUACAGGAUAUCUUCCGUUCGUUCAGUAUCGAAACCAUUCGUGAAACCACACUGGCUGGAAAUCAAUGGAAGGAAGACAACAAGCGGUUCCAGUUCAAGCCGGAUCCGUCCUACCUGCAGCAGGUUAACCCGUUCCAGAACGAUUUGGCGUCGCAGGCGAACGUAGAGUCACAACAGGGAUCGGAAUCGGAGGAAAGUUUACGUAAUGUCAGCAACGAGGGAUACGAAAUCCAACUGGGUCCUAUGCAGAUUCGAACUUUCAUCUUGGAGCUAGAAUUUAGGCCAUAGUGCGGCGGGAUCGAAUAAAUGAUUUGAGAGGUAUAAAUUA
Molecule: messenger RNA, 3584 nt
Organism: Malaya genurostris
Lineage: Eukaryota; Metazoa; Arthropoda; Insecta; Diptera; Culicidae
Product: lysosomal alpha-mannosidase-like
Exons: 6
Coding region: 305-3544 (1079 amino acids)
Biological process (GO): mannose metabolic process
Cellular component (GO): lysosome
Molecular function (GO): alpha-mannosidase activity; carbohydrate binding
Source: RefSeq, a predicted model, not a curated record